Messenger RNA from Felis catus (domestic cat), 3156 nucleotides. It is a transcript of the gene UPK3BL2, whose product is annotated as uroplakin 3B like 2. Bases 2203 to 2973 code for a protein of 256 amino acids. The transcript is spliced from 9 exons. Gene Ontology annotation, biological process: response to oxidative stress. Gene Ontology annotation, molecular function: peroxidase activity; heme binding. NCBI's taxonomy places the organism in Eukaryota, Metazoa, Chordata, Mammalia, Carnivora, Felidae. The record is from RefSeq and is a predicted model, not a curated record.
AGGCUCCAGGCUCCGAGCUGUCAGCACAGAGCCCGACGCGGGGCUCGAACUCACAGACCACGAGAUCAUGACCGGAGCCGAAGUCGCACGCUUAACUGACUGAGCCACCCAAAGCCCCAAGAAUCGCGUGUUCUAACGACUGGGCCAGCCAGGCGCCCUGAUGAUGCUUGUUUUGUUUUUGUUUUUUUGUUUUUUUUUUAUGAUGCUUGUUUAAGCACCCUGAUCUGUGGCUUUUUGCUGUGGCCGCCGAGUGGGCUAAUCCACCCACCAUUACAGCAGAGUGGGCAGGAGUAGUCACAGAGAUGGAGCGCACGGAGUAGGGGUCAGGGGGAGACGUUUAACGUCCAGCCAACAGGUGUCCGAUGCUAUCACUAGACCAGGGAAGUGGUGAGCUGCCUGUCUCGAGGGAUGAACCAACAGAACUGGAAGGGGCUGGAUCACUGUGCCGUGGAAAGAUUAAGGACCAGGGUGGGCUCAAUGAGCCGUGGGCGUCUGUCCCCCUUGGGAUUAGCACCGCUGGGUCUCUGUCAGCAUUCGGGACUCACUGGAGCUGGGGACAUCUGGACCAGGAAGAGGGGAUCCAACAGAGAAGCUGGCCUCUACCCAGAAGCCACAACAUUCUAGUUGUCAGACUGAUGCUGUAAAACAAGAUGGUAACCGCUGGCCACCCGGCCAGAUCCGUGGAACAGGGAGGUGGCCAUAUUAGCAGUCAAAAUAAUUACUGAGCACAGAUAUUGUGCUGGACCCUGGGCUCAGCAAUGGGGACACAGUGGGGGAACCAAACAGACGCAAUCACUGCACUCCAGGAGUCACUGUUCACGAAGAGAAGAAGCAUUCGUCAAGUAACGGUAUAGCCAAUUAGUACUGUGGUCGAGUAGAACGUAGGGCAAAGUUACAAAGACUAAAAUGACCUGAUACUGAUGCCCAAAUACAAGAUUGGUCCAAGAGGGGCGCCUGGGUGGCUCACUUAAGUGUCCGACUUCAGCUCAGGUCGUGAUCCUGCGGUUCACGAGUUCAAGCCUUGCAUCAGGCUCUGUGCUGACAGUUCAGAGCCUAGAAUCUACUUCAGAUUCUGCGUCUUCCUCUCUCAACCCCUGCCACGCUCACACAAUGUCUCUCUGUCUCAAUAAGUAAACAUUUUUUUAAUUUAAUAAAAAAUAAUAAUUAAAAAAAAAAGAAGAUUGGUCCAAGAAAUGAAUCAGGAAGUCCAGGAGCUGACCUGAACACACACACACACACACACACACACACACACACACACACACACACGAAUCAGGCAUGAAUGUCUCUGUAACCUUUGAGAUAUAGGAUGCAUCAGACUUCUUUGUUUUCUGAAUCAUAUUAACUCUGCUUACUGGUGUCCACUCUCUGGGGCUGUGGGUCCCAUAGUGAUCACUUUGUGUGGCUUUCCUUCCCUCGUUGAGCUUGUGCCAAAGUCCCGGGGCUGACCCAGGCUAGAAAAAUGGCAGUGGGUGGAGGUGGUGUCUCUGGCCUUGGAUCUGCCCCGGUCCUCCUUGUCACUAUCAUCAUUUCUGCCACAUAGUGACACACGGCUGGGAGCUGCUUCCCCUGGUGAUAUCCAGUUGUGCCCGAGUGGGGGCUGGCCAUCAGCUCACCGACCAACAUCAGAGAGCAUCCCCCAGCCUGGCUGAGCCUGUCACCUGCAGCAGUCCCACGAUGAAUCUUGCAGGACUGGGGAGAACCCCUGGAGGCCGAAAGGGGCUUGUUAUGAAAAACAAAAACACUAUUUUCGUCUUUACUACUGUGGAGCACUUUGAGGGAACAAAGAUACCCCUUUAGGGGCCUCAUGCCGGGUACCGGACCACAGUAUAUCUCACGGCAGACACAGGUAAGUGAUCCUGGACACACAGCAAACCGAGGACAGUGGGGGUCCUGGGGGCGGGGGCAGGAGACAGAGGGCCGCAGGCACAAAGAGGGAAAAUACAAAAGUAAACUCAGGGCCUUGUGCAGAGCAGUAAUCAGCGUGGGCCACGAACUGAGACGGGAAACAUCAGUGUUCCCGCCGGCCCCCAAUGCCACACAGAUCCACAGGGAGAGAGUCCUGAGUAUGACCAACCUGGAGCCGAUCUCCAGCUCGAGAGGCCACUGCAGGAAGGUUGGGCUCUGUUUUCUCGUCUGUGUAAUGAGAUUAGUCACAAUGCCUGCCCUACUCACUUCUAGAGGAGCUGAGGAGAUGAGUCGAUGAGCAGGAACGUGUCUUCAGAAAGAAGCGAGCUCUCCACCUGUUGUGAUGUUCGCUCUCAACGCCUUUCAAAGGUAGAGGAGAAAAAAAAGCGCAUCAGCUACGUGCCCCAGCUCUCCAGCCCCACCCUGGCAGGGACACUCACCCAGUCUACCUUCACGCUGGAGCAGCCAAGGGGCCAGUUCAGUCGCCUCAACAUCUCCGACUUGGACACCAUCUGGCUGGUGGUGGCCCACAGCAACGCCACCCAGAACUUCGCUGCCCCACAGAGGGUGGAGGACAUCCCAGUCUCGGCUGACUUCAGCCAGAGGGGCUACUAUCUCACGCUGAUGGCCAACCGGUUGCUCUACCCGGGCAACCAGCCUGGCAACCAGCUCCGGGUCCUACGCGUUGGCAAUGAUACCCGCUGCUCCCCUAAGAGGAGAGGCUGUAACCACCCCCUGCCGGGCCCCGGCCCCUAUCGAGUGAAGUUCCUGGUGAUGAGUGACAGGGGACCUGUGGCUGAGACAGAAUGGUCCAGCGAGACCCGCCUGCAGCAAGCCAAGGCACUACAGGCUGUCCCAGGACCCCAAAGCGCGGGCACCGUGGUCAUCAUUGCCAUUUUGUCGGUCUUGCUGGCUGUCCUUUUCACUGCCCUCCUUGCUCUGCUUAUCUACACCUGUCAUGACACCUGCAGGAGCGCUCCCAUUUCGGGCCCAGAGCAGUCGACUUGCGUGAGAAGAUACAACACCCACCACGUGACUGACCCCCCAGCCGUGGGGGCCUCAUGAGGGGUCCGCACCUGCCCCUCGGCCUCCUCCCUGGUCCAGGCCGCAGAUCCCGGGCUGGGAGCAUGCCCGGAAGCUUCUGGAGCCCUGGAAGAGAGUGUUUCCAAGGGAGGGUGAGGGGAGAGUGUCCUUAGCCCAAAAUUAGGCCUGUCCCUGUCAGAAAUAAAUGUGCCCAGCAGCCCUGCA